AUGCCAACUCUUAAACUUUCCAACCUUUCCAAAGCAACAGCCGAAGAUGAUCUGGCUGUUGUGGCUGUCGAUAAAAAGAAAACGAACACCAGUGCAUCAAUGAAAACAACAGUACCAAAGAAAAAGAAGAAUUGUAAUUUCAAUCUCAUUCCUGAUGAAUUGAUUGUACAUAUUGCAACCUAUUGUCAAGGAGGAGAGCUGGCAAGGUUUUCCGAGUCAAAUUCAAGAUACUUGAAAUUACUGUUCAAUCAGGAAAUUUCAAAUUUUCCAAACCAUACAGUAAUUAAGAGUAAAAUUCAAACACAUUUUGGAGAACAUGCAAAACAAAACGAAUUAAAAACACAGGAAAAGAAAUACCAAAAGGAUGAGGAAUCAAUUGACUUUGAUCUAGUUCAAAUUCAAGUUUGGAAACCAUUAGUUUGUUUCUAUUUCCCAAGAUUUGAAAAGGCAUUGAAUAUUAAGAAUUGGAUGCAUGUAUUAAGGAGAAGAGUUGCUCACAUCAAAAUUAAUGGAGCCAACUUCCUUCCAAUACUCAGAAGGAAAGAAGGAGAUCCAAUCUAUGAUUUCAAGAGUGAUGACGGCUUUAUUGAAAAUUGUGAAUAUAUCUACAAGUGUCCAUUGAAAUUUAAUAGCUUGGAUGGAUAUGGAGAUGAACGGUCAUGUAGAGUGUGUGGAAAGAAGGUUUACAAUGUGGAAAAUAUUAGCACAUUCAAAGACUACAUUUCAAAAGGGAAUAUACAACCAACUGUAAAUAUGAGUAGGAGAGGAAGUAUUAUUGGUUCAGAUGGUGAAUCCGGAAGUGUGCUAGAUUAUAACUUUUCUACCAAUGUUGCCUCAAUAGAUAAGCGAAGUUAUAUUACUUCAACAAGACAACCUAAUGAUGCCAAUGCAGCAGGUAGUGUUGUGAAUGCUUCACAAGUGGGUAGUACCACAUCAUCACUGGAAGAUUACUAUAAUGAGUCUAUUGUUACUCAGUUAGAGGAGAGAUCCUUCAUGUUCCUUCUUAAUUUACAAACCAGACAAGAAUUAGUUGGAAGAAAUGAAUAUAUCAAAACUCUACUCAUCAGACUAUAUUUCAUAUGGGCAACAUUAGUGAUUGCCAUUCAACCUAGUUAUAACUUUGGCGAGUAUGGAAGGUGGAUAGCAAGAGCUGUUAAUUAUCCUCUAACAUUUGGUUUUGAACAUUUACCUUACACUGCAGCGGUCAUUAUUGCAGGUAUUAUAUUUGCCAUACAGCUACUUCAAGUCAUUAUUUUAAUAAUUGCCUACAGAUCUAUCUACAGAAUGAGCAAGUAUUGGCCCAAAAUCAAAGUCAUUACUAGAAUAUUGAAUGUAACAAUCUCUUUAACAAGUUUGCCAAUCAGUUGGCUCAUGUUGGGGUUUUUGAAUUGUAAUUAUUCGUCAGCAGUGCUGGUCACUUCUUCAACAACAGCUGAACAAGUUUUGAAUAGAUUUCCUGACGUGGCCUGUUAUUCGGGCACCAAUUUGGCUUUCAUUAUAAUUGGUCUUUUGUCAUAUGUGCUCACAAUUUUCACAACCUUUGUUGGUUUUUACACAACAACAGAUGCAAAUCCAAGGAGUGAAACUCCCUUCUUAACAUUUGAUGCUCAUCUCUAUUUUUUAAGCGUUCUAAGCUAUCAAAUUUACUAUUUGUUGAUUAAUGUUGUAGGAGAUCAAUUUGUGGUAAUUCAAGCAGUUUACUUUGUGGUAGCUAGCUUUUGCAUCACUAUUUUCUUUUUAUUUUCAAUGCCUUUUUAUAGAAGAUGGGAGAAUGCUGUUUACUUUGGUUUUGUUUGUGCCACUCUUGGAGGUUCUUUGUGUGGUGUUGUUUCCACAUAUGUGAAUACUCAAAAUGAGUAUGGUCUUGGUUUAGGACUGUUAGGCAUGACUAUUGGUGUAAUGAUAAUAUUUUCCUUCAUUGGUUGGUUGUGCAUGGAUUUAUGGACUAGAUACAUUAAUAAGGAUCUGAGAGGAAUAUUUAUGAAUCACUUGGAACGUGGAUUAGACAAUUUGAGUAAUGAUGACAUUAUGAAUCCUAAAUACAUUCUAGAAAAGGAGUCUAUCAAAAUCUUACAAGAAAUUGAAGAAACCAAUCGCUCAAGAAGACUAUUCCUCUUCUUAAAAUGGUGUAUGAAGAAAGGAUCUACCUCUACUUUGGGUAAUCUCAGUGAUUUGGAACUUUCCAAAUGUUUUAUUAAGGGUGUUGCCAAUCAAAAAACUUACCAAAAUGUUGAUUUAUUAAUUGCAGCCUCCAUUAUUUGUGGUAACUUUUUUGAAACAGGACAACAAAAAUCACUUGCAAUUUUAGAAAAAAAGGUAGAAAGUAUCAACAAACAAAUUACUUCCAUCACAAGGGAAGUUGGAAUUACUCUUAAGGGCCUCAUGUCAAACUAUGGUAACAAUAAGACUGUAUUGAGAACAUAUGCAAAAUUCUUAGAAGAAGUCAAAUUUGAAAGAGAUCAAGCAUAUGAAAUGUAUGAAGAAGCCAACUAUAUUGAAGAAGAAGAAACAAAAAAGACCUCAGUUCCAAAAAAGAUUGGAAAAAAUAAUAGAGUACUGCCAGAAAGUAAUUACUUUGGUGAAGGAUUUACUAAUCAAGCAAGCGUUGAUGUACAAAAAACAUCUGGAGCAAGAAGUGGCAUUAGUCAUUCCUACGAAGAUAGAAUUGAUGAAUUCAGUGGCAUUGAAAAUAUUGUAGGCAACCAAAAGAAGGAAUACCAGUUUAGAGUUUCUCUUAACAGACAACACACACACAAUAUUUAUUUAUUCUUUUUCCUGAUUCUAUCUUUUCUUUCAAUGUGUAUUGUAUCUAUUGGUAUUGGUAUGUCAGUUUCCUUUGCUGGUCAGCUCUCUAGCAACAUUAAGAAUUCCUACUAUGUUUGCAUGCCAUCUGCUGUACCUAGAUUGCUUUUGAGGGAAAUUAGAGUAUUCCAAAACUUUAUGAUACUCUAUCCAACCUAUAAGAAUGAACUUAUAUCCUCUGGUUUACAUGAUGUGGUUAAUGUUACAGACUUUUUCCAAGACAAAUUAGAGAGAAUGGAAAAGUAUAAGGGACUUUUGGAUGAGUUAAAAUUGGCUGAGGCCUCUGGUACAAUGUCUUCUGAAUCCAUAGCAGACUAUACCAAUCCUAUAUAUACUCUUGUUACACCAGUUCUCUAUUACAGUAAUGAUUCAACAAUUCCUUCCGAUUACAUUCAAUCCAAAAAUGCUUCCAUUUCAGAAAUUACUGAUAGUUUAAUCAAAUAUGCCAAGACUUAUUUGAAGAAGGAAGCAAAUAGCUUUAAUACUACAAUAACAUCUGGUGAUUUCAUGUUUUUAUGGACAAAUAGAAAUGGAGGUAGCUCAGCUUUUGAUGCUUAUUGUGAUUUAUUUUUGCGUAGAAAUUCUGAAUCUGUUCAAAAUAUGAACAUUCAAUUUAUUGCCUUCUACGUAGCUGCAGUUGUUGUAUAUGGUGUUUGUGCAGCAAUUGUGGUUAUGAUAUUGUUAGUACAUUUGAGGUCAUUGAGAUCAUCUAUUAAGUUUAUUGCCACAACCUUACCCAAGGAUCAAGUUGGUAAAAUAUUUCAAGGUCUCGACAAGAAGUCUGAUGAAGAAAUGGAUAUCAAAGAGAAUGGAAUUAUUUCAAAACCUCAGACAACCAUUUCACUCGUUGUUGUGUCAAGUAUCAUUGUAACUGUUCUUUGCAUUACAAUGCUUUUCGUUGAUAUGCAAAUUAUUUCUAAUACUGAAAGUUUAGCGAUUAAAUACGUUACUUCUGGAGUUGAAAUUUUCAGAAAUACAAACAGAGCAGCCUACCGUAUGACAGAAUUAUUUAGUUUUAUGAGAUAUACUUCCAAGAGUAGUUUGAAUGAUGAUCGUUUGCUCUCACAAUCAGACCUUAGCACUUACCACGUUCAAAUGAAAUCACUAUUUGGAACUAUUGCUUCUUCAUGGGAAGUAUUAAGAUAUGGUGGUAGAUUUAUGAAUACUUAUGAGGAUAUUGAUAUUCUUAUUUCUCCAAUUACAAAUUGUACCAACGUUUCCACAUUUUAUUGCACCAAUUUGGAUGAGCUCGUUACAGAAAUUAGUACUGUGUCAUUAAGAUUGAACGAAGAUGUAUAUUACAGUAAUUACGCUAUAGACAAUUUAUUCUUGACCUUGCUUAAGGGAAGUGAAAUGUCAAAUGCCCUUAUGGAUAGAAUAAUAGACAUUUUUGAUUUAUAUUCUACAUAUGCAUCGACUCCAAGUUUUACAUUAUCCAUAAUUGCAGUUGUUAUAGGAUACAUUGCAUUAAUAUCACUAUCAUAUUUUGCAUAUGUGUUAAUAAGAGAUUUUUGGGAUCAGAUUCAACAAUUAAGAAGUUUACUCAAUUACUUACCUGUGGAGUAUAUUGAUUCCAAUGAUGCUCUUAAACAAUUUGUACUUUUCAAUGAUCUCUCGUCUAAAUCUAGGGCCUCUUCAUCAGAAAAAAGCAAGGAAAAAGAUGGUGGUGGAGAUGGUAAGGUGAGGGCAAUUUUGAAUUCUGCAGUUGAUGGAGCCAUUUUAUGUAAUUCACAAGGUGAUAUUGAACUUUUCAAUCCUGUUGCUCAAAAGAUGUAUGGUAUGAAUAAUAGUGAUGUUUUGGGCGAGCAAUUGACCAAGCUAUUUGACCCUAUGGACCCAAAUAGACAAAAACUAGCACAAAUUAUCCAGCAAAUGGUAAAUGCAACCCAGUCAUUUGGUGAAACACUUGAAGUGGAAUGUGUCAGAAAGAAUGGAAGUAAAUUUCCAUCCAAGGUUAAUCUUUCAGUUAGUGUAGCCAAUAAGAAACCAAUUAUUAGUUGCUUUGUUAAAGAUUUCACACCUGAAAAGAAACAAAAUAUGUUAUUAGCUGAAGAAAAGAAAAAAUCUGAACAAUUAUUGUUAAAUAUUAUGCCAGAGAGUGUUGCUUCAAGAUUGAAGGGAGGUGAAACAUUCAUUGCUGAAAAGUUCAAUGAUGUAACAGUUUUCUUCUCAGAUAUGGUUGGAUUUACAAAAAUCAGCUCUGGAAUGAAUCCUUCUGAGCUUGUGUUGAUGUUGAAUGCAAUUGUAAAUGGUUUUGAUGUACUCACUGAAAAGUAUAAUUUGGAAAAGAUUAAAACUAUUGGAGAUGCCUAUUUUUGUGUUGGUGGUAUCAACUUGAAUGCUCAAUCAGAUCACCCUGAGAGAUCAUUGAGAUUUGCCAUUGAUACACUUCAAGUAAUCAAGGAAUAUAAUUCAAGUGAGAAUACUAAUGUUAAUAUUCGUGUGGGUCUACAUACAGGACCAGUUGUUGCUGGUGUGAUUGGUAUCAAAAAGUUUGCCUACGAUUUGUGGGGAGAUACCAUUAAUACAGCCUCAAGAAUGGAGUCAACUGGUGAACCAGGCAGAAUUCAAAUUUCUAGAGCUACCUAUGAAAGAGUUCAUGACAUGGGAAUGGAAUUUGAAGAACGUAAAAUUGAUGUAAAAGGAAAAGGUUUAUGUCAAACUUAUCUGCUCAAGAGGAAGCAUCACGUUGAUCCUUUACAAUAUGAAACUGAUUCUCAUCAUUCUGAAGAAGGAGCAGAUGAAAAGACAGACACAUCUCUUGAAGUUGGUAAAAUUUCAAAUAGCAAGCAUAAUGAAGAUUCAGUUCGUCAAGAAUCUGAAGCAGAUCAACAUGAAAAUUAUGAUAACUUGGAAAACUUGUAUGGAAUUGGACCAAAUAAGAGUGUUGAAGGUCCAACUGUAAGAGGCUCGUUUGCGAAGAAAAAAUUGAAACAAGAAGAUGUGAAUAAUCAAUCUUUACAAGCUCUCGGAUUCUUAUCUUCACAUUCCACUCCUAUUGAGGAAAAGGAGGAAGUAACACCAGAAGUAUCUGGCCCAAUAAACGUAACGCAAUAA
This is a messenger RNA of Naegleria gruberi, 5859 nucleotides long. RefSeq lists its product as uncharacterized. Gene Ontology annotation, molecular function: phosphorus-oxygen lyase activity. NCBI's taxonomy places the organism in Eukaryota, Heterolobosea, Eutetramitea, Acrasida, Naegleriidae. The coding region runs from base 1 to 5859 and encodes 1952 amino acids. The record is from RefSeq and is a predicted model, not a curated record. The transcript is spliced from 4 exons. Gene Ontology annotation, biological process: cyclic nucleotide biosynthetic process; intracellular signal transduction.